This is a messenger RNA of Strongylocentrotus purpuratus (purple sea urchin), 733 nucleotides long. RefSeq names its product collagen type IV alpha-3-binding protein. The transcript is spliced from 2 exons. Gene Ontology annotation, cellular component: early endosome; trans-Golgi network; recycling endosome. Gene Ontology annotation, biological process: receptor recycling; endosome organization; retrograde transport, endosome to Golgi. The coding region runs from base 182 to 733 and encodes 183 amino acids. Lineage: Eukaryota; Metazoa; Echinodermata; Echinoidea; Camarodonta; Strongylocentrotidae. The record is from RefSeq and is a predicted model, not a curated record.
UGUAAUUUGCACAUGACUACAUUGAACGAACGUAAACAGUCUGACGAUCUUCUAUCUGUAAGGUUAAUUUUGUGGUCCUGUAACUCUCGCUUUAUAUAUUAAUUUGAAUACAAGGUUUCUGAAUAUGAUGGCGCCAAUAUGAUAUUGUAGAAACAUUAUAUCCUCGGGAAAUUCAUUGGAAAUGCACGAUAAGGAAAGGUAUUAUCACGGAGAAUCCAGCGAACAGCAGCACAAGAUGACGGACGGGGCAAGCAACGAGAGUCUGUUGAGUGAAGAUUUGGUCGACGAUGAAGGGGAGGAUGAUGAUGAGUUUGAUGAUAAUGCAGAGGAGACAGAGAGGGAAGAUGAACUCGAAGAAACGAUGAGUAAAUGGACAAAUUACAUUCAUGGCUGGCAGGAUAGAUGGGUUGUGCUGAAGAAUGGAACAUUGUCAUACUUUAAGUCGAGACACGAGAUGCAAUCGGGAUGCAGAGGAUCGAUGAGUUUGGCAAGAGCCGUUAUUGAGGUCCAUGAGUUUGAUCAUCUGAGAUUCGAUGUGAGCAUCAACGACAGUGUAUGGUACCUUCGAGUGAAGUCCAGAGACUCUCGUCAGAGAUGGAUCGAGUGUCUAGAGUCUCAGAAGGCUAUGGCUGAAGCUGAGAGCACCAGUCUACAGAGACAUGGUUCUAUGGUCUCUCUACACUCAGGGGCUAGUCUUACAUCAUCCUCAUCGUUCAAGGUCAGUCAAACAUAA